Molecule: messenger RNA, 6375 nt
Organism: Rhinolophus ferrumequinum (greater horseshoe bat)
Lineage: Eukaryota; Metazoa; Chordata; Mammalia; Chiroptera; Rhinolophidae
Gene: SCN3B
Product: sodium voltage-gated channel beta subunit 3
Exons: 6
Coding region: 915-1649 (244 amino acids)
Biological process (GO): sodium ion transport; ventricular cardiac muscle cell action potential; regulation of heart rate by cardiac conduction
Cellular component (GO): voltage-gated sodium channel complex
Molecular function (GO): sodium channel regulator activity
Source: RefSeq, a predicted model, not a curated record
CCCUGGGAGGGGCACGCCUGCUUGUGGGUGGGGAGUGUGUGCACCAGGGGGUGGGUCCUUGGUGGCGGUGGGGUGGAGAGCCGCCUGCGCAUGUCAAGGCUGACUGAGCACACAUUGUAAGGGGGACCUGAAGGGGAGCAGUUGGUCACCCGCCACCCAGGGUCGGGCCCCGGCACGAUCCAGGGGAGCGCUCCUGGGAAGAGGCCACCCUCCAUUCCCCUCCACCCCAUCACUGAGAUCGCCGGUCAAACAGGAGCUUCCGCCUCCUUCCCGGCCCUUCCAAGCUUCCCCGGGGAGCCGAGGGCGGGUGUGGACGGCACCGACGUGGAACGAAUUUUGUAGCUCAGACGGCUCCGGUGGCUUCGGUGUUCGGGCACGUCCAGCUAGAGAAGCCGGCCGGGGCGGAUGAAACCGGAGCUUCCGAGUCUUGGUGGAUCCUGGCCGGAGCUUAGCUGUUCCUAAGGGAGUGAGAGGUGGAUCAACAUGGACCCCUCCGACAGCCCAGCUGCCUAAAACCAGCCACGCUUCUCACUUCUGAGCUGUUUUUCACUGAGGUGCAAACCAGGAAAGCAGCAGAGCCACUGGAAUUUGAAGUUCCGGGGUGGGCGGGGAAGGUACUGUCCGUGGUGCUGAGCCGGAUCCCAGCAACGAGCUCUUGGGAGAGCGUGCAGGGCUGCUGAUCCGCUGCCUCGAAUUGAGGCGGUCUUCUAAGGGUAGCUCCGAGCGGAAACCCAAGCCCCGCUCAAAAAUCCCACAGAGCCUCCGGUCACCGGAGUUUGGCCCUUCUAUCAGUCAGAAAAUCGCCCCCUUGAGGCAGUUUGUCCCAAAGGGUUUCCUCGAAAGUAUCUGAAAGGGCGCAGUUCUUGACCAAGGGAGUCUCCUGUUUAACCCCGGAAGCUGCCCUGCCGAAGAAGAUGCCCGCCUUCAACAGAUUGUUUCCCCUGGCUUCCCUGGUGCUCAUUUCCUGGGUCAGUGUCUGCUUCCCUGUGUGUGUGGAAGUGCCCUCGGAGACAGAGGCUGUUCAGGGCAACCCUAUGAAGCUACGCUGCAUCUCCUGCAUGAAGAGGGAGGAGGUGGAGGCCUCCACGGUGGUGGAAUGGUUCUACAGGCCCGAGGGCGGUAAAGAUUUCCUUCUAUGUUCCUUUUCUCUGUCCUUUCCCUAUCUCGGCUCUCCUACCCUAUCUUCUCUGUGGCCCUACCCUCUGCUUCUCUACCUGCAGAUCUAUGAGUAUCGGAAUGGUCACCAGGAGGUGGAGAGCCCCUUCCAGGGCCGCCUGCAGUGGAAUGGAAGCAAGGACUUGCAGGAUGUGUCCAUCACUGUGCUCAAUGUCACCCUGAAUGAUUCCGGCCUCUAUACCUGCAACGUGUCCCGGGAGUUUGAAUUUGAGGCACAUCGCCCCUUUGUGAAGACCACACGGCUAAUCCCCCUUCGAGUCACCGAGGAGGCCGGAGAGGACUUCACCUCUGUGGUCUCAGAAAUCAUGAUGUACAUCCUCCUGGUCUUCCUCACCUUGUGGCUGCUCAUUGAGAUGAUAUAUUGCUACAGGAAGGUCUCAAAGGCCGAAGAGGCAGCCCAAGAAAAUGCGUCUGACUACCUUGCCAUCCCGUCAGAGAACAAAGAGAACUCCGUGGUGCCAGUAGAGGAAUAGAAGGGGUGUGACUUGAGGUGGCCUGAACACUGACGGACUGGAUAUCCCAGGUUCAGUGAUGUCUACAGCAUCAGGAGGGUGCCCCAGAGGCCACAUCGCUUCACUUCAUGCAUCCAUCCUUCAAUUUAUCAUACAUCCACUGACCUGACUUCUUAACUCCAUCAGGCCUCUCUAUAUACCAUAAGACUUUGCCAGAACUGAGGCGCCAACAUUUCUAGACUCAAUCUCACCGUGUCCUAGCUUUCAUCUCCCAUGCCAACUGGACUUCUCCACUGUGUUCCAAAUGACUUUGAACAAGUGCUGGAGGUGGGCAUAUCCCUCUGCCCCUUACUGGCUGGAACUGGCUCAUUCUCCAUUACUGCAAGUGAAUGGAUGUCUUAAUGGAAGGAAGUAGGAGUGAGUAAUGUGGGUUAAAGCAAGUUUCAUGAAGUGGGAUUUUAUGAAGUCAGUUUUCCUAAGUUCUUGGCCCACUUGACUACAGCAUUGGAACAACACAUGCUUUUCUAAGUUCUCCAGUAGUAAAAAGUUCAUUGAGCAUGGACUAAAAUGUUCUCUGGAGCUUGGUACUCCAGGGCUAGAUCCUGUUAGGAUUCCAAAGCCUGGGUUAGUCUCAGUCUUUCAAGAAGCCAAGCACAGCAGACUUGGGAAGGACUGAGUAAUUUAACUGGCUCUUAAAAGUCAUACACGUUCAUGAUCCUACUGGGGUAAGGUAUGUGUGCUCCCGUCACCCCAUUCCCCUCCCCCAAGCGAACACACCACCUAAGAUAGCUGGGAAGCAUUAUUUUCCUGCAGGCACUGGAACUGAAAUUCCUAAGUUCUUCCUCUCAAAAUUUUUGUGGAUCAGUAUUAUUACUCAUGUUACAGGAGGCAACUGAGACUCAGACAGGGCUCAACUGACUUCAGAGGAUAAACUAGAGCAGAUAUAAGCCUUAGGUGCUGCCCAGGUUAAACUUCCCAGGAUGGGUAAUUUUGUUUUAGAAAACCUGACAUUGAGAUUGGCUAUGGCCAUGUCCCUUUCACAAGCACAGAUUGGGGUGGAUUGCCUGGCUGAGGUUAACUCUGAUUUUGGUAAAGAGAAAUUGGCUGGAAAGGCAGAGAAAAACAUGAAGUCAACUUGAAGAAUUUCCUUAAUGAAAGGAUUUGUGAAUCUGAACCAUCCUCCAGAAGAAUGCACCUAGGAAUGAAAUUUAAGCAACACGCUCAUUACUCUGAGAUGGAUGAUGAGCAAAUGUGUGAAGUGAUAGGAGAGGGAUGGGCUAGGUGGCUUCCAAAUAUGUCACCUGUGAAUCCACAAUGUCUGGAGUUUUCUUCUAGAUUUUUGGAGAGCCAAUGAACACUGGAAAAAUUUUAGUCAAAAUCUUGUUUCAUUUUAAUUGAGUGAUUGGUCCAAGUCUGAUGUCCUUCAGCACCUAGUGAUGAGAAGGGGGAAAGAUACUUUACAGAUUUUGAGAUGAAAAUGACUGAGAUUUGAUGAAUGAGAUGUCCCUCAGACCUUGGGGAAUUUAUGGGGAAAGAUCAUACUCAUUGGCUUUGGGCCUUACAUGAAAAACUCAUGUUUUCAUUUCUCCUAUCCUUGGUUAAGUACUCGAAACAAGUCCUUGUUCACAUAUUCGAGAGUCUGAUUUCAAUAAAUUCAAGGCCCUUAUCAUUGGUAAUUUCCCACAUAAUCCCUCCAAGAUGUAGGACAGGAUGUAGAUUUUUCUUACUUUAUAGUUAGGAAAAUAGGCCUGAAUAAUUAUGAGGUUUUCCCAGUCACGUGGCUGGUUGAUGACAGUUUGUAGUAGAAGUGAGCUACUUACUGCCAUUCCACUUUCCUCUUGGUUCCAGUAGGCAUCGCAUCUAACUUUUAAUCAAAUAAUAUGCAUGACUGCUUUUUUUCUUAAAAAAAGAAAAAAAUCACAAACAAAAACCUCAGAUGUUUCCUGAGUGAUUUUUAAUGAAGCUAAAAGUGUAUCUAUUUUUUCUUAUUUAUCCUAUAUAAGUAAUCUUCUUCUCUGUUCUUUCCCUUCUUCUAGCUUCUCAACUCUUCUCAUCAUUAAUACUUUCAUUAGAGCUAUAUGGUUUAAAAAGCAUUUUCAUUUCAAUUAUCUUCUUCUUCACACUAGCUCUGUGAGGUAGAUUAUUACUAACAUUCAUACUAUAAAUGAAGAAACUGAGGCUGUGUGAGGCUAAGUAGAUUUAUCAUACCCUAAGUUCAUAUAGUUAGUAAAUGGAGAGACGGAAUCCAGGUCUUCUGACUCCUAGCCCAGCUAUCUUUCCAUUUAGAUCACUGUUGCUUCCUUUCCUCUCAUUUCGUAACUUCCAUCUAGGCUUUUCUUCUCUUGCUUGUCCUGAAAUAUUCAACAUCUUCUCUCACCUGUAACCCCACUCGAAUGUUCCUCUACCACUUUGCUUCUUGGCAGACGCUAGAAAUGUGCUUUAAGAGUCAAUCUCAUUUUGGUUUUCCCUUUCUAGUUGGUUUGCACAUCAUUAUUUCUCCUGAAUUGCAAUUAAAGUCCUUUCCUGGGUGACUUGAUCAUGACUAUACAUCUACCAGAUACUCUGAUCACCAGCCUACUUCAAAUCCUCACCCACUCCGUUUCUCCCCAUACUCCUGCAAAGGACCCAGGCUAAAUGUGCAUUGCUCUGGAAGCUCUAUCUGGCAUGCUGUUCUCAUUAAAGGGCUUAGAAAUGUUCUCAAGGGCUAUUAUCACUUUAGGAAUCCUAUCUGUUGCCUUGGUGCUGGGUAUUUCCCAUGACUGAUCCUCAACAACACAAUUCACUCAAGGCCAAGCUAGGCUGGAUCUGAUUUUCUCCUUCCUACUGCUUAACAGCCACGAACUUGAUUGCUCAACUCAGUUGGCCUCGUAAGCAGCUUGUUCUACUGACCUUUACUAUUAGCUCAUCUUGUUCACAGCCUCAACUCCUGCAUGGAAACGCCUUGACAGUCAGUGCCUGUCCCUACCCCAAUCUUUAUUUUCAGUCUGUUUAAAAGCAUUGUCCUUUAGUUUUUCUAUCCCCAACAUCCGUACACCCAGAAUUCUGAUCCUCUGCUUCUGGUUCCUCCUUACAUGCCAAACUGGAAAUGCUAGAAGGGAAUUUUUCAAAGCAUAAAUAUGCUGGAAAUAUGCAUAGAGCAAUGAAUGGAUGAGACCUCCCCCAAAACUGCUAGAUCAAGAAGGAAAAUACGGCUAUCUCAAUUUGUGAAGCCACCUGACAAAUCAGAGGGAAAAGGCUAUAUAAUUGCAUCUUUGCAGGAAGAAGAAAUAAGAUUUAGAUACAUUUCACAUACUCUACCUUGGUUCCCUUUCCCAAAGUUAACAGAAAUGGAAAAAAAAGAAAAAAGCCCUCCUCUUACCUCCUUUUGUAAAUGAAAAAUCCCUAAUGUAGCGAAUUCAUCUAGUCACUGCAAACAUAUUUAAAUAGUAUUUGGUGUGUGCAUUCAUUCUACAUUUCAGCACCCACUGUGUCAAGCACGUCUAGACCUCAGUGUGCCCCAUGGUCUUAGGUCUGAAAAAUACCUUCAUUCAAGCCUUUCUUAAUCUCUUAAACUCUAGCGUGGUAGAUAACUGAUGUUGAGCAUUUCCCCCUUGAGUUUAUAGUAGGAUCCAAUAGAUAAGCACUUUAGGCACGUCUGAGUUAUAGACCAGACUCAACCCCUAGCACAGGCCAGCUAAGCCUCAAAGCCGGUAAUAUUCUAUUGUUUCUCCCCAAGUCACUAUUUGGCAAGAGCUGUACUACUGGGCAGUGUGUGUGAUGGAGGGGGAGGUGACUAAAGAAUGAGUGCUUGUAGGUUUGUGAAACGCUGUCAAGCACAAUUAGCAACCUCUUAGUCUUGCAAUGGAUGGUUCUCUUUACCACAUUGUCACCUUCAUAUUGCUUGUUUUUUUGAUUUUCCACAGCCAAUAUUUUUCUGAACUCUAGAAAUGUUCCUGACCAUCCAAGCUCUCAACAACUUAAUGACUGUAUGUAGUGUUUUUCAGUAAACUCACUGUUCAUGUCAACAAACUGCCUCUAAACACUGCCUGCUCUGGUUUUACUCUACUACAUACUGUGUGUGUCUGCUAAGGAUACUAUGGCUUCUACCUACCUCUCCAACCUGCAUCAGUUCCUCAACUAACAUCAGUGGACAUAUGCCCAGAGAAUAAAUGAUACAUGUAGUGGUCUAGAAUUAAAUGAGCUAGCCUCUCCUUUCCCCAUUUCUUCCCUACCCAAAUACAAAGGAAUACAAAAGUCACUUGUGUUCUUACCUGCCCAACACCAAGUAAGUUUCCUAGCAGGUGGCAAAGGGCUAACGGCAAGAGGACCCAAUGAAGGAAGGGGCCACACUCCCUUACCAGUUCAGGGAAUAUAGGUGAUUAAAGCAAAGCUGUCUCCCAGUGCCUAUUUCCUGGGAGUGCCAAGGCACCAAAAGGGAAACGUUCAACAAGAAAUUGUCACCAGGAUUCAGUAAACCAUACUCUCCUACAAAAGCAAAAGUAUUGAUUAAUAAUAGUAUGGUACCAGCUACAAUACUAAGAAACACACACACACACACACACACACACACACACACACACACUCACUUUAUUUUACCUCUAAAAAACUGAGACUUGAAGUGAUGGAUGGGGCCCAACAUCACACAGCUGAUAGUGAUGAUGCAGUUUGUACUCAGGUCUGAUUCCAAAACUUCUUACCCAUUCUACUUUAUCAGGCUGCCUCCCUACUCUGGGAAGUAAGCCCUAGAUGUUAGGUAUGCAUGUGUAUG